Messenger RNA from Triticum turgidum subsp. durum (durum wheat), 1791 nucleotides. The record is from the annotation of a GenBank genome assembly. Lineage: Eukaryota; Viridiplantae; Streptophyta; Magnoliopsida; Poales; Poaceae.
AUGGCGGCCGCGCUGGAGUGCUGGUCGGGCCGGCCGAGCACCGACGAGGAGUCCAUGGUGGAGCAGGUUCUCAUGAAGCCCCACGCCCGCUCGGACGGUUCGCUCCCCACCUGCGCUGACUCGGUCGGCGCGGGUGACCCGAUUUCGGGCCCGGCGGCGCCCAAGAAGUGGCAGCGCCUGGGCCGCAACUUCGCCGGCGCCAUCGCGGCAUUCAAGAACACGCUCAACCUGGACAACGGCGGCGUCCCCCGCGACCCCUCGCCGCGCGCCGGCGGCGAGAAGCCGCCGCUCCUCCUCCGCGGCCUCGCGCAGCUCUACUCCCGUGGCGCCGCAGCCCAGCAGCUGCCGGAGAAGCUCGUUUCUGACCUCCGCCGCCACUUCGAUGCUCUUCCCAACAGCUACGCACAGGCAGGAUUUGACAUGAAAGAUGUCCUCUUGCACGCCCGCCUUGUAGAGCAGGCGGCCGGUGAGGAUCAGCCUGCACUGAGCAUCGAGGAAGUUCAUGGCAGCAAUGGCAGAGAAAGUGGUGCCGAGGGCACUGUAUUUCAGCUCACCUUUGCCUGCAACGCCCCACUUUCAUGGCAGUCAAUGUCAGGCUCACUCGACAGCCCAUUGUUCAGUUGCAAGAAGAUCCAGAUCUUCGAGAAGAGAGGACUGACACUUGGUGUCGUCCUGAUAAUUGUGCAAUUCGGGAGCGAGGAGCUCUUCAAGAGCCGGGUCGAGGCCGCGCUAAAAUCGGCGACAAAGAAGCAUCGGAAGAACAGUGGAGGCGGCAGUGGCGGUGUGAAGCUCCCCUUCGGGCUCUGCGGCUGCCAGGAAGAAGGAUCGCGCAACUUCGACGAGGAGUCCAUGUUUGAUCCCGAGGAAGGCCAGGAUCUUGACAAUGAGCCUGCUCGCAGGCCAUACCUUCCCACUCCCCUACCACAAUCAUCAGUCUUUGUCUCAGUAGAUGAGUGGCAGACCGUCCGAUCCGGGGGCGAGGAGCUCGGCCGCUGGAUUGUGAGCUCCGAGGAGAUCGAAUUCGUCGACUGGGUUGGCCAAAACUCGUUCAGGGGAGUCCACAGAGGAAGGAAGGUUUGGGUUAACAAAAUGAGGGGUUGCAACAUGGGCAGUGCUUACGAUGUCGAGAUCCGUCAGGACUUGCUGCAACUGAUGAGCUGCGGUCAGAAGAACAUCCUCCAGUUCCAUGGCAUCUGCUUCAACGAGAGCCAUGGCCUCUGCAUAGUGACUAGGAUGAUGGAAGGGGGCUCGGUUCAUGACAUCAUUAUGCAGAGAAACAAGAGACUGUCGCUCCGGGACACGAUUAGGAUUGCUCUUGAUGUUGCUGAUGGCUUGGCGUUCAUGAACGGCUACGGCAUUGCGUACCGUGAUCUUAACGCACGAAGGAUCCUGCUAGACAGACAGGGAAAUGCCUGCCUUGGGGAUAUGGGCAUUCUUACCCCUUGUAAUAAUGCUGGCGAGGUUACUGAGUAUGAGACGUCUGGAUAUCGCUGGCUAGCUCCAGAGAUCAUUGCUGGAGAUCCAGAAAGCGUAUCGGAGACCUGCAUGAGCAACGUCUACAGCUACGGCAUGGUUCUGUGGGAGAUGGUGACCGGCGAGGAGGCCUACUCGACGUACUCGCCGGUGCAGGCGGCGGUGGGGAUCGCGGCGUGCGGGCUGAGGCCGGAGAUACCGAGGGACUGCCCGCCGUUCCUGAGGUCGCUGAUGAGCCGGUGCUGGGACAAUUGCCCUCUCAAACGCCCUCAGUUCUCGGAGAUCAUAUCCACCCUGCAAAAGCAGAGCCUGAGAUAG